Molecule: messenger RNA, 1817 nt
Organism: Carya illinoinensis
Lineage: Eukaryota; Viridiplantae; Streptophyta; Magnoliopsida; Fagales; Juglandaceae
Product: omega-hydroxypalmitate O-feruloyl transferase-like
Exons: 2
Coding region: 113-1465 (450 amino acids)
Molecular function (GO): acyltransferase activity, transferring groups other than amino-acyl groups
Source: RefSeq, a predicted model, not a curated record
GAUUACAACCACUAUAGUCUAUAAAUCAUAUGACAAAUCUCAUAAGCCCAUCAUCAUCACCUAUAUAUCAUAUGACCUCAAAAGCUCUCCUACUGAUCACUUCUCGAUCUCCAUGGACUUCACAGUCUCCAUAACCAACCAAGAUGUUGAAAAGGAAGAGCCACUGAAACUGGUGUCUCCAAAUAAUCCAGACCCCCCAGAAAUCAUAUUCCUAUCAAAUAUUGAUCUAGCAGUGGCUUUCCCUGUUGAAACAGUUUUCUUUUUUGAAGUAACUCCAGACAAGAGCUCCUCAACACUGAAUAUCUCUCACAGAUUGGAGAAAGCAGUGGCUGAGGUGCUCUUAGUUCCUUACUAUUUUAUGGCUGGGAGACUCAACUUCAACCGUCAGACAAGGAGGUUGGAGCUUCUCUGCAACAAUGCUGGAGCUUUGUUUGUCAGUGCCACCUCGAGGCUUCGGUUGAAGGACCUUGGAAAGCUUUAUCUUCCGAAUUCAACAUUUCAUCAUUUUGUUCAUCGGCCUGGCCUUUACAAAACCCUCGCCGAAACUGCACUUCUUACUAUCCAGGUCACCAGAUUUUCCUGUGGAGGUUUCUCAGUCGGAUUUGUUACAAAUCACGGCAUUCUUGAUGGAAAAUCAGCAAGUGAAAUGUUCCAGAACCUUGCCUCUAUAUGCAGAGGCGAAAACAUAGUGAACCAAGUACUAUACAAUGACAGAACAUGCUUCAGAGCAAGAAUCCCACCCCAAAUCAAAUACCCACAUAUGGAAUAUGUAAAGCUACAGGAUAUUUCAUCUCUUGCCUCAUCGUUCACUGCACCAAACCAGCUUUUUCCCUCUCCAUUAGUCUUUUCAGAAAAAUUCACUCACAAGCUCUUCUCAUUCACUCCUGAAAUGAUAGCCACUCUAAAAGAAAAAGCCAUGAAAAGAUGCUCAAGCUUUGAAGCCAUUGCAGCUCACCUUUGGAGAGCAAGAACAAAGGCUAUUUUUACAAACCCAACUGAAGUCUCAACUGUUCUUUUUGCAGUGGACAUAAGGUCUAAAACAUCUCCACCUCUGCCAAACGGGUUUGUCGGGAAUGCUGUGAUCACAGCAUUUGCAACCUCAAAAGUGGCCGAAUUGGUGGAGAAACCAUUCUGUUUCUGCGUCGAGAAGAUGAGGGAAGCAAUUGAGAGAGUUACAGAGGAGUACGUGAGGUCAGUGAUAGACUGGUUGGAGGUUUACAAGGGCGUCCCUGCAACUUGUAAUGGAAACUUUUAUGUUUCAGCAUGGAGCAAACUGCCAUUUGGUGAGCUUGACUUUGGGUUCGGGAAGCUUGCCCAUGGCGGACCGGUGGCGAGUGGGAAUGAUGAGUUUGCGCUGCUUCUUUCUGAGGGAAAAAGCGUGGGAAAUGGGGGAUGCAUAAAUGUUUGGAUGGGUCUUGAGCGAGACAAGAUGGAGAAGUUCGCGGCCCAUAUUUUUGAAAUAUGACAAGUGUCUUCCAUGGCAAAGGAAAUUGUCAACAAAGAAUCUGAAAUUACUAGAAUUUGGACCCGCACUAUAACAGCCAACACGGCCAAAAAUUGUAAAAGAACUCAAAAUCCAUUCCGUAAGCACAAAUUCCACUAAAUUCUCCUCAAAAUCAAAAACUGAACACACUAGGAAGUUCAAAAAGCCACAUUCGAGAGCCUUUCUUUUCUCUUCUCACUCAAUGAAUGGAUCAAUAGAGAAAAAUGAUAAAACAUGAGAGACAAAUUAAAAAAAUAAAAUCCCCAUGAGAGACAAUAGAGAAAAAUGUUAUCGUGAUGCAUGCACUAGUUCUUGAAAAGUGCCUUAUUUGUGU